Messenger RNA from Amorphotheca resinae ATCC 22711, 681 nucleotides. RefSeq lists its product as hypothetical. Lineage: Eukaryota; Fungi; Ascomycota; Leotiomycetes; Helotiales; Amorphothecaceae. The coding region runs from base 1 to 681 and encodes 226 amino acids. The transcript is spliced from 5 exons. The record is from RefSeq and is a predicted model, not a curated record.
AUGGCUCCCACCAAGCGUUCCGUUGCAUGUAAGCGUUGCUUGAAUCAAAUGGCGACAUGGGACUUGCGGGGCACAGCCCCCAAGUGCGAGGACGAUAGUUCGGCGUCUGCGAAAUGUGUCCACUGCAAAAAUUUGAAAAAGGAAUGCAUUUUUGUUGUGUCUACCCUCAGAGCCAGAGGGAUUGAAUUGCAGAAGGCCAUCGCGAAGAAGCGCGCCCACCGCAUGGAUUGGGCUUUGAGGAACUGCUACCCAAAACAUCCUGUCGACAACGAACUCGGGUCGGACGCCCCAGACACCGUGCGAUACGGAAGUGUUAUGAACUUAUGCCGAAUGAAUGGCGUGCUCUUGAUCGCCACUACAACACACCUGACAAUCGGCGCUGCGCCGCUACCUAGGAGAAUGCUUCAACAUAGUAGUGGAGGUGAUCCCGUUUCCUACAAAGGAGAGAUCGGAGAAUUCAGUGACACUCUUGAUCUAGCACACUUCGCCAUGUUUAGUAUCUCUAGAGCCGCGGAUUAUGCUCGUUCACGCCAGUUUGCUAUGGUCCAUCUGGACUAUAGCAAUAGAAGUUUCCAACUUCGUCUGUUCCCGGAUUACAAGGCUACGAUCCCGAACAUCUACAUAGAUGUACACGCUCGUCACCAGAUAUAUGAUGAAAUAGCCGGAUCUAGAUCAGUUUAG